Molecule: messenger RNA, 2232 nt
Organism: Leptonychotes weddellii (Weddell seal)
Lineage: Eukaryota; Metazoa; Chordata; Mammalia; Carnivora; Phocidae
Source: RefSeq, a predicted model, not a curated record
CGCACCCGAGGGCUGCGGAGAGAUAUUUUGGGUGGCAGGAGGCCCCUCGUCAUUUCCGCCGGGCAGCUUGUGGUGCCCCGAGCUUCACUCCCGCGCGCGAGGCGAGCGGGCAAGUUGGUUGCAGGCUUGCGGCCGCGGCUUCUUUUCUCAGCUCCUCGACCCUCGGCAGUGCAAGCCGUGAACUGAAGCCCUGGAGGGACGGAGACCGGAGCGGAGCGGCGGAGCAACAGCUGCAGCAGCAGCCUCUGCGGGGAGCGUGCAGAGAGUCCGCACAGAGCCGCGACCCCAGAGCGUUUCUCUCCCCGUCGCCGCUCCCGCCGCUGCUGUUCGCCGUUUGCUAAGAGACAUUGCAGCCGCGAGACCCGACACACAAAAGCCGUCUUCUUGCCACCCGCCCAGCGAGGCAGCGGCCAGCAAGGGACCCCACCUGAGGGCGGCUCGGGCUACCGAGUUCGUUUUGUUUCUGAUCUCCGCGCCCCGCGCGGUAGCGACCCCGUGUCCAUGGCUCUGAUCAUGGAACCCGUGAGCAAAUGGUCUCCGAGUCAAGUAGUGGACUGGAUGAAAGGUCUUGAUGACUGUUUGCAGCAGUAUAUUAAGAACUUCGAGAGGGAGAAGAUCAGUGGAGACCAGCUGCUGCGCAUUACACAUCAGGAGCUAGAAGAUCUGGGGGUCAGCCGCAUUGGCCAUCAGGAAUUGAUCUUGGAAGCAGUUGACCUUCUGUGUGCACUGAAUUAUGGCUUGGAAACAGAAAAUCUAAAAACCCUUUCUCACAAGCUGAAUGCAUCUGCCAAAAAUCUACAGAAUUUUAUAACAGGGAGGAGAAGGAGUGGCCAUUAUGAUGGGAGAACCAGCCGAAAAUUGCCAAAUGACUUUCUGACUUCGGUUGUGGAUCUGAUAGGAGCAGCCAAGAGUCUGCUUGCCUGGUUGGACAGGUCACCAUUUGCUGCCGUCACAGACUAUUCAGUUACAAGGAAUAAUGUCAUACAGCUCUGCUUGGAAUUGACAACAAUUGUGCAACAGGAUUGUACUGUGUAUGAAACAGAGAAUAAAAUUCUUCAUGUGUGUAAAACUCUUUCUGGAGUCUGUGACCACAUCAUAUCCCUGUCAUCGGAUCCUCUGGUUUCACAGUCUGCACACCUAGAAGUGAUUCAGCUGGCAAACAUCAAACCAAGUGAAGGGCUGGGUAUGUAUAUUAAAUCAACAUAUGAUGGCCUCCAUGUAAUUACUGGAACUACAGAAAAUUCACCUGCAGAUCGGUGCAAGAAAAUCCAUGCUGGCGAUGAAGUGAUUCAAGUUAAUCAUCAGACUGUGGUGGGGUGGCAGUUGAAAAAUUUGGUGAAUGCACUACGAGAGGACCCGAGUGGUGUUAUCUUAACUUUGAAAAAGCGACCUCAGAGCAUGCUUACCUCAGCACCAGCUUUACUGAAAAAUAUGAGAUGGAAGCCCCUUGCUCUGCAGCCUCUUAUACCUAGAAGUCCCACAAGCAGCGUUGCCACGCCUUCCAGCACCAUCAGUACACCAACCAAAAGAGACAGUUCUGCUCUCCAGGAUCUCUACAUUCCCCCUCCUCCUGCAGAACCAUAUAUUCCCAGGGAUGAAAAAGGAAACCUUCCUUGUGAAGACCUCAGAGGACAUAUGGUUGGCAAGCCAGUGCAUAAAGGAUCUGAAUCACCAAAUUCAUUUCUGGAUCAGGAAUAUAGAAAGAGGUUUAAUAUUGUUGAGGAAGAUACUGUCUUGUAUUGCUAUGAAUAUGAAAAAGGAAGAUCAAGUAGUCAAGGAAGACGAGAAAGCACGCCGACUUAUGGCAAACCACAUCACCUAGAAAUACUGAAAAAUAAUAAGAAAAAGUUAGGUAUUGUUACAUUUCAGCAGUCUUCACUGCAGCACAAAUCAAAGAAGAAAAACAAAGGUCCUAUAGCUGGCAAGAGCAAAAGAAGAAUUUCUUGCAAAGAUCUUGGCCGGGGUGAUUGUGAAGGUUGGCUUUGGAAAAAGAAAGAUGCAAAGAGUUAUUUUUCACAGAAAUGGAAGAAAUACUGGUUUGUCCUAAAGGAUGCAUCCCUAUAUUGGUAUAUUAAUGAGGAGGAUGAAAAAGCAGAAGGAUUCAUCAGUCUGCCUGAAUUUAAAAUUGAUAGAGCCAGUGAAUGCCGCAAGAAAUAUGCAUUCAAAGCCUGUCAUCCUAAAAUCAAAAGCUUUUAUUUUGCUGCUGAGCAUCUUGAUGAUAUGAACAGGUAA